Molecule: messenger RNA, 975 nt
Organism: Penicillium coprophilum
Lineage: Eukaryota; Fungi; Ascomycota; Eurotiomycetes; Eurotiales; Aspergillaceae
Exons: 4
Coding region: 1-975 (324 amino acids)
Source: RefSeq, a predicted model, not a curated record
AUGGUCGGUAUCCAAGCAAGCAACCUUACCGUCAACGAUGGUCCCUUAACAUCAGAGAAUGCCACCCUCCUCCGCCCCUCCGACCCAACCCUCCCCCUCGAGGAACUCCGCAGCCGCUACGAACAGGACGGGUACCUCUUCCUCAAACAAGUCCUCCCCCGCGAGGACGUCCUCGCUGCCCGGGAUGCAUACUUCUCCUCCCUGAAAUCAACAGGAGUCCUGAAACCCGGCACAGCACCCGUCGAAGGGAUCUUCGACACCGCCAAGGAUCAUCUAGACUACCCCGGUAUUGGCGCAGCCCACGCUGGAGGGAAUGGGAGGCCCGGUGGUGAACGAGCAGCAGCCUUUGUGGACCUUGCUCUCGAUGCACACUACCAGGACUGGUACGCAGAGAAAUUCUGUAACCAUCCAGCGCUAUACGAUUUCAUUGCACGUUUCUCGAAUUGGGGAAAGAAUACAUUGAGCCUGCGUCGCACUCUCCUCCGGAAUAAUAUCCCUGGAUCGAAGCCGAUUGGCGUGCACUAUGAUCAGAUCUUCUUGCGAUACGGAGAUCCGACUAGUGUCACUGCUUGGGUUCCUAUGGGAGAUAUCAAGAUCGAUGGAGGUGGACUGAUUUAUUUGGAAGAUGGUGACGGCAUUGGACUUGAAAUGGAAGAGGCCUUCUUUGCCAAAGCGAAGCAAGCUGGACUGACCGAUGAAGAGGCCAAGUCGGCUUUCAAUUCGAAUAUGAUGUCCACGGGUCUGCUUUCUGAGCGCCCGGCUGAGUUCGCUCGCGAGCAUGGUCGGCGAUGGCUGGUGUCGGCGUACGAGGCUGGUGAUGUGGUUUUGCACAAGCCGCACAUGAUUCACGCAUCCACUGUCAACAAUGAUCCGGAGAAUGUCAUUCGUCUUGCGACAGAUCUACGAUUCUGCGACUCGUCUAAGCCUUAUGAUAAGAGAUGGAUGAACUUUUAUACAUUCAAUGAUGGUGUGUAG